Molecule: messenger RNA, 1720 nt
Organism: Lathyrus oleraceus (garden pea)
Lineage: Eukaryota; Viridiplantae; Streptophyta; Magnoliopsida; Fabales; Fabaceae
Product: UPF0481 protein At3g47200
Exons: 2
Coding region: 278-1624 (448 amino acids)
Source: RefSeq, a predicted model, not a curated record
UAAAAAGUACUACAAGAACAAUGCAGAGCACGUGCAUGAUCAGAGCACAAACAGACAGAAAGAGAAUCAAAAAUCAAAACUCAUUCAAAACACAUUACACAAAUAUCAAUGCAACCUAUUUAUUCUAACACUAAGAGUUUGGUUUGGUUCCUUUCAAAACCUUAAAACCAUUCUAGGUAAUUAUUCAUUGCUACCAACAACUCUUGUUACUCUUUUGUUUUCAGUUUCUUUCAAUCCUUGUAAUUGUUAAAAAAAAAAGAGAGAAAAUUGUGUUUCAAUGGGUUCUGAGACAGAAACACAGAUUCAUCACAUAGUUAACAUUCCAGAAAUGAUUGAACCUAUGUUACAUGAACAAUGUUGCAUUUACAAGGUUCCUAACCAUCUUCUGAAGUUGAAUGAAGAAGCUUUUACUCCAAAGUUCAUCUCAAUAGGUCCUUUUCAUAGCCACAAUCCUGAGCUAAAUCAAGAGAAACAGAAACAAAGGUACUUUCAUGCGUUUUGGAAACGUUUAUCAAACAAACAAGGUUUAGCUUUGGUUCACUAUAAGGGUUUUCUUGAAGAAACUAAAGAGAAUAUUGCUAAAUGUUACUCUAAGCAUGAUGUUUGUGUUUUGGAUAAGUUUGUGGAAAUGAUUUUGUUAGAUUCGGUUUUCAUUAUGGAGUUGUUUUUGAGAAAAAGUAAUGAAUCUGAACAGAAGAAUGAUUUCAUGUUUAUGACUUCAUGGAUUUAUAGAAUCACACAGAGGGAUUUGUUGUUGCUUGAAAAUCAGAUUCCUAUGUUUGUUUUGGAGGAAUUACACAAAAGGGUUUUGGGUGGAAAUUGUGUUAGUUUUAUUGAACUUGCUUUUAAUUACUUUGAAGAUUAUUAUCCUCAGAAAAAAAGUUUAAAAGAUGAGAUGAUUCGGAAGUGUGAAUCUUGCAAGCAUUUCACUGAUUUGAUUCGAUAUAGUUAUCUUCCGAGAAAGAUUCAAGAAAAGGGCGUGAAUCAAUCGGAAAAUUUCACGAAAUUUUCAUCGGAGUAUGUACUUAGGACCGCGACAAAGUUGAAUGAAGCAGGAAUUAGCUUUGAGAAAGUUCAAGGUCGAAGCUAUUGCGACAUAAAGUUUAAGAAAACACCAAUCUUGAACUGGUUUUUGUGCUUAGGUUGUUUACCCUGUUUCAGAUUUGUGGAAUCUAAGUUACGAAUCCCGCAUUUGAAAGUGGAUCAAUCGACGGAAUGUGUUCUUAGGAACCUGAUCGCGUUGGAACAAUGUCAUUAUUCGAACCAACCUUUCGUGUGCAACUAUGUUUCGUUGAUUGAUUCGUUGAUUCAUACGCACGAAGAUGUUGAGUUGUUGGUUGACACGGAAAUUGUUAGUCAUGAACUGGGGAGUCACGCGGAAUUGGCGACUUUGGUUAAUUGUCUUUGCAGGCAUGUUGUGGUGACAUCAAAUUGUUAUGGUGAAAUGGUGAAGGAACUGAAUGAACAUUAUAAUAAUGUUUGGAAACAUUAUAUGGGAAUGUUGAGAUCUGUUUAUUUUCGUGAUCCUUGGAGACUUAGCUCAACUGUUGUUGGAGUUUCUAUUUUCUUGUUUGCUUUUGUUAAUUUUCUUAAAGUUAUUGGUGUGUUUAGUCCUAAAUACUGAAGUGAUUUUGUUAGAAUUUGUUGUAAUAGAUGUUUAAAACUGUUUAGGAUUAGUUACUGGAAGUGAAUGGUAUGGUAUGGUGUGGUAUAUGGAUCA